ACAACGCGGUAUCCGGUCCAUCUGACAUAGAUACUAUGACGACUGUCACGCCGUGGCGUACAUUAUCGACGCGCAAGACCGAGAGAGGCUGGGAAGUCUUUACUAAUCCUCUUCUCCCCCAAAUCUUCGACACGUCCCUUCUCCUUACCAACAAACAAGAUUCCCUCGAAAGCCUCUCAGUGAUAGAGAUUAGACAGAAAUAUGAAGAAUGGGAUUUAAGGAGGGAGAGCGCGCGGAGGUGGUUUGGCGAUGGUGAAGAUAUGGAGAUGGAGAGGAAACAGCUGAGGGUUGCGAAUUUGGAUGUUUUGGGCGUUUCGAGGCUUCAUGGUGGAUGUUGCGUACAUUGCGUUCGGAUCGCCGGAUUCUUUGAAACCAUACUACAAAGCUGACGGUGUACUAUGUCUCUCUCCUGCCGAUUGCAACACCUGAAAUGCGGUGCUAACGGCUUACAUACCAACUAGCUGUUCAUCGACGUGUAAGUUAAUAAAUCUUGCGGGGGACGAUGUGAAAGCGUGGUUUCUGUUCGAGAUUCGAUGUCAUUUGUUGACCGUGCCGCCAAUAUCAUCGCAUGCGAAGUUGACAGUAAUAAUAGCACAACGCUAAGCCAAUCGCCCGAACAGUAGAGCCUUUGAUCAACACGCCAAUGGACCUCUCUCGCCGCAUCAUGUCGGACUAGUUAUAUCUGGGAGAAUACUACUAAGGGGUCUGGACUCUUCAUCGACGAUCGUGAUCGGUU
Molecule: messenger RNA, 736 nt
Organism: Suillus paluster
Lineage: Eukaryota; Fungi; Basidiomycota; Agaricomycetes; Boletales; Suillaceae
Exons: 4
Coding region: 36-389 (117 amino acids)
Source: RefSeq, a predicted model, not a curated record